Molecule: messenger RNA, 2932 nt
Organism: Habropoda laboriosa
Lineage: Eukaryota; Metazoa; Arthropoda; Insecta; Hymenoptera; Apidae
Product: zinc finger protein 260-like
Exons: 9
Coding region: 626-2407 (593 amino acids)
Cellular component (GO): nucleus
Source: RefSeq, a predicted model, not a curated record
GCAGCGCGCGUUCGUGUCGCCCAUUGUUAUCCUCGUCGCGUGUAAUGGCUACCGUAGAGUUUGUUGACGGUGCUCGGUCUGUUUGUUCGUGCAUCGGCCUAUCCUGAGCCACGGUACGCGGCGACGUGGCCCAACCUGACGGAAAUAAAAUCAAGAAGAGCUCUACGCCGAAGUACCGCCAAUUUUAUGCAACCGAGAAACCCGCGCUUCGUAUACCAGUCGCCGCAACCGCCACCGCGCUUGGACGACAUGAUCUGCGCGGGUCAACGCUGCUCGUUGACAAGCGUGUAACUCAAAACUGAUUUCGCGGCAUCUACACGGAGCAAGAUUGCAGCGGCGUUGUGAUUAGUGUUAAUUUUAGCGGGAUCUAACGUAACAAGGAGGUGUAUCAAAGCUCUAAAUCGAUCGCCAUUGAUUUUCCGCCGCGACCACGGCCCAACCGACACGAGGAACUUGUUCUCGGAUGUUGUAUAAGACAAAAUAACUAAACCAGUUAUUAAAGUAUCACCAUCAUCAGGAAUAGUGUGACCAGCUGCGCGGCAUUCCGCGCCGCAGUCAUGGCAACUAGAAGAUCAUCCGUUUGGCACCCAGACAUGUAACCCGCGGCGCCCGUGUAGACUAUCACAUGGUCAAAGGCAACAUAUCAAUGGCCCUAGAAUCAAAUGGCAACAACGUGGUGUGGUUGAACACAACCCGUCCUGAUCAAAUACAACAGAGCCAACCGAUCGAGCAGCCUGUGAAGUGUUCCAUGUUUACUCAAACUGAGCAAACCAAUAGUUUUACUCAGACAGAGCAGAGCAAUUCGAGCUACGGUGAUCAGAGACAGCAACAAGCAGCCAUGUUUGACCCACAACAAAUACAGCAGCAGCAAGCUGCUCAAGGUCAACAAUCGCAGCAGCAGCAGUCUCAACAGAUGUAUGUUACAACUGAUAAGAAAGAAGACAAAUCCCAGCAGCAAUCAGCAACUGCGGACUUCCCUUUCUAUUACAAUGUCAACAUGCUCCAAAAGGUUCAAACAAACGCGGUGAGCACAAUCGGUGCGAUCACAACCGACGACAAGGGUUGUUAUCGUUUUGAUGUGCAACCUGUCGGUUAUAACACAUUAUUGAAUCAGAUGAGUAUUGCGGCUGCUACCAACGCGACCUUCAAAUGUGACAUUUGUGGUUUGGUCUUUGGGCACAUGAGUUUGCUGAAUCAUCACAAACGGAUUCAUAAUACAACACCUAGUAAUCUUCAGCAACAACCACAGCAAGUUGUUGUGCAAACACCUACAACAGUUACUGUUGCAACUACUCCAGAGAGACCAUAUACCUGUGAUGUGUGUGGAGCUUGCUUUGCACUGCCAGGAGAAUUAAAGAGCCAUAAGACAAAUAUGCACCAGAAACCAAAGGUGCAAAUUUGUGAAGAUUGUGGUAGUGAGGACCCCUGUGAACAUCAUCCUACUAAAAUUAAAAAGACUAUCAAACCUGGUCAUCAUCCUGUGAAACGAAGGGGUGUUACCAGUGUUACUAAGUGUCAUAAGUGUAAUGGCACAGGAAUCAUUUUUAUUGGUAAACACGACGAAAAACUAGAUUCUGGAAUCAGUUCCCUCGCAAAGUGUGGCGGCUGCAAGGCAACAGGCCGCAUCAUCAUAGGAAGCGGUAAACAAAACAGUCAAAACCAGGCAGAGAAACCGUUUCAUUGUAACGUAUGUGAUGGAACAUUCUCCAGAUAUUCGUCACUUUGGUCCCAUAAGAGACUUCAUUCUGGAGACAAACCUUUCAAGUGUGAAGUUUGUGGCUUAGCUUUUGCAAAAGCCGCUUAUCUAAAAAAUCAUGGACGAGUGCAUACUGGUGAAAAACCAUUUAAAUGUAGUGUUUGUGGUAUGCAAUUCUCGCAAAGUCCUCAUUUAAAGAAUCAUGAGAGAAUUCAUUCUGGUGAACGUCCUUAUCAGUGUGAAGUGUGUGAAAAAACAUUCGCCAGACAUUCAACCCUUUGGAAUCACAGAAGAAUUCAUACCGGUGAAAAACCUUAUAGAUGUAAUAUAUGUGGUUCGGCCUUUAAUCAAGCUACACAUCUGAAAAAUCAUGCGAAAGUUCAUACUGGUGAAAAACCACACAGAUGUGAUAUAUGCGAGAUCGGAUUUUCCGAUCGCUUUGCAUUAAAGCGUCAUCGUGCAAUUCACGAAAAGUACGGUCAAACUGCCCGAAAUCAGAAUGCAAAUAAUCCAAGUAACGCACAGCAAGCGAACGCGAGUAAUCAGCAACAGCAGCAACAGCAGCAGCAGCAGCCCCAACAAACGCAGCAAGGUCAACAGGUUGUCGUGGUGAAUGCCACGACUCCUGUUACCGUGAGCCAAGGUCAAGGGCAAGCGGUAAUGCUUGAAGAAGUCUACAAGUGUCAGGUGACCUUCCCAGAGCCUAAAUGAUUCAGCUAGAGAAUACCUUUCAGGAGCUGGUAAAGGGGUUAAUUUUUUAACCUUUUUAAACAAACAAACAAAAUAAUACUAAUUAACAUUGAGAAUGCGACACAUGUGCGUGCGAGCGUAUAAUAAAAAAAAGAACGAGAUGUAAAGAGAAACGUGAACAACAUUCAGCAAGAGGCAAGUUUCCAGAGUGACUGACAGCACGUUUGCCGUGCAGAUUCUGUGAGAGCAUUAUUUGGUGACAGUUGGGUAUAUCUUAAAUAAAACGCAUGAAAAAAGGGUAUGAAAAAAAGCAAAAAAAAAAAAAUAAUAAGAAAGACUCAGCGAUAUUUUGCGCGAGUGAAUAAUUUUCAUAGGACGUGACUGGGAAGAGUACGGCUCGUAAAAAAUCGGAACACUCUCCCGACCACCGUAAUAGCGAAGAAAAUUUUUAUUAUUUUCAUUACUUUACGAAAAAUACAACCCAAUAUUAGGGAGGAAAGGAAAUGAAGUAAUGAUAAAUUUACUUUAUAUUUUCUCACUCGAGAC